Molecule: messenger RNA, 3356 nt
Organism: Pipistrellus kuhlii (Kuhl's pipistrelle)
Lineage: Eukaryota; Metazoa; Chordata; Mammalia; Chiroptera; Vespertilionidae
Gene: FEZ2
Product: fasciculation and elongation protein zeta 2
Exons: 9
Coding region: 43-1185 (380 amino acids)
Cellular component (GO): axon; cytoplasm
Source: RefSeq, a predicted model, not a curated record
CAGAGGGCGGGGCGGGGCGGCGCGCGUCCGCACCGGGCGGCGAUGGCGGCGGACGGCGACUGGCAGGAAUUCUACGAGUUCCAGGCGCCGGCCCGCAGCGCCCCGCGCCGGGAGCACCGUCCCGCGGGCGCCGAGGCCGAGGCCGAGGCCGGGCCCGGGCCGGGCGGGGCGGGCGGCGGCCUCCCGGCGCUGGCGCGCAGCCUGGAGGAGAAGCUGAGCCUGUGUUUCCGCCCCGCGGCGCCGGGCGCCGAGCCCCCGCGGGCGGCCGUGCGGCCCAUCACCGAGGGCGGCCUCCUGCAGGGCGACGAGAUCUGGAACGCCCUGACCGAUAACUAUGGAAACGUGAUGCCCGUGGACUGGAAGUCAUCCCACACCAGGACCUUGCACCUGCUCACUCUGAACCUCUCGGAGAAAGAGGUAAGUGACAGCCUGCUCUUGGAUCCAUCAGACGAGGAGGAGUUGAGAGAACAGCUGGACAUGCACUCGAUCAUCGUCUCCUGUGUUAACGACGAGCCCCUCUUCACUGCGGAUCAGGUUAUUGAAGAAAUCGAAGAGAUGAUGCAGGAGUCACCUGACCCGGAAGACGACGAAGCGCUCACACAGUCCGAUCGGCUGUCCAUGCUCUCCCAGGAGAUCCAGACUCUGAAGAGGUCCAGCACAAGCAGCUACGAAGAGAGGGUGAAAAGGCUCCCGGUGUCUGAGCUCAAUGAACUCCUGGAGGAAAUUGAGACCGCCAUUAAGGAAUACUCGGAAGAGCUGGUGCAGCAGUUGGCCCUGCGAGAUGAACUGGAGUUUGAAAAGGAGGUGAAGAACAGCUUCAUUUCUGUCCUCAUUGAAGUGCAGAACAAACAGAAGGAGCACAAAGAAACAGCCAAGAAAAAAAAGAAACUCAAGAACGGCAGCUCCCAGAACGGGAAGAAGGAGCGAAGCCACGUGCCCGGCACACGCUUCAGCAUGGAAGGGAUCUCACAUGUCAUUCAGAAUGGCCUCCGCCACACGUUUGGGAAUGCAGGCGGAGAGAAACAGUACUUAACCACAGUUAUUCCCUAUGAGAAAAAAAAUGGACCACCAUCUGUUGAAGAUCUUCAGAUAUUAACAAAAAUUCUUCGUGCCAUGAAAGAGGACAGUGAAAAGGUUCCGAGCUUGUUAACUGAUUAUAUACUGAAAGUUCUGUGUCCUACAUAGGGCAGCCGCUCUGCGGGAGCAGCCUCUCGCGGCCUGGAGCCAGAUUUCACUCAGCAUCCCCCGAGCGCCGGCCACCCUCCCUCCUGCUAGCGGAAGCUCGGCACACGUGAACUUGGGUUUGUGACGCAGUAUUAAUAGACCACGCCUUCACUGAUUUUUUUGUAUUACAAACCAAGAGAAACCUGGCACUAUUUUGAAUUCUAGGGAUUUUUGUUGUUAACUAUGAACAAUUAUGAAUCCUUCUUCAACUUUGAGAGUCAGGGGGUGUAAUAUGAAUUAUGCAUGUGCAGUUAUAUUUUUACUAACUGAUCAUAUGCCCAUUUGAGGCUUCAUGGCUUCCUAGACGUAAACUACAUUGAAGAACAAGUGAAAGCAGCGGUCGCCAACCAGUGGCCCGUGGCCGUCUGGUGGUCCGUGAGGUGGGAAAGGUGGGCUGGGUGAGAGCAUUGAGAAAUUUAUGGCACAGCUGUUCCUCGGUGACGGCAGAAGCCACCACUGAUUUUUGGAAGAGAACCGUCAGGAUAAAUGUCACCUACCGCUCUGGUCCAGGGACGGAAACUAAAAGUGGGCUGUUGUCAGGAUGAAACAAGCAUGUGUGUUGUCCUGUGUAAUCCUCAGUGAGAACGGAACCGCUGGUGAGGACUGGUGUUGGAGGCUGCUGCAGGCUUCGCCACUGAUCAAGUUUUAACCACUGAGUUGCCCUUUACUUUAGAAUCUUGUGUUGUUUAACCUGAGAUGUUUGAGUUUUGUUGUACGUGUCUGUGGAGAAGUGUCCUUCAGAGGGAGAGUGUGUAUCCUGAAGGUGCUAAGAGACUCAGCUGCGGCUCUGCCCGUGCCCCACUGCUGUUCUGUCCUCAUGCCCGUGCCCUUCCCCGAGUGCUGCUCAUGGAGACCUCCCUGGCCAUGAAGCACUCUGCCAGUCCCCAUCAAGUCCGUGCCCUUCAAUAAAUGUUGAAAAAAAGAUAAUGUAUGCUGGAGAGCUUCGUUUUUAUUUUCAGCUUUUGGUGUUGUCGUUAACCGGUUGUCUUCCCUUGCAGCACUAGCUUCUUCCCCUUACUAUGCACACACUGUCCAUCACUGCGGGCCCGAGCUGGGAAACCCCAAUCGCCUCCUGACGGUAAGGAGUGUUUGGGGAGGGGGGGCUUUUCUGGAAUGAUAGGAGCUCUGCUCUCUCUGUCUGUGCACGGGCGCUGAGGUAGCAUGGUGCAGGAAGCGUGUGUGUAGCUGCUGACAGCCUGAAAGCAAAAGCACAGCUUGUCUUUCUAAUCCCCAAUGUGGAGUUACUUUGAAGGUACAUGGUGCGACUGAAGAUGAAAAAUGUUUAUUUGUGGCCAAGAACCAAAGUGCAAACCACCCCUUACCACUUUGGUUCUUGAAGAACUACAGUACACGCCAAGUGCCUGCCAUAGAUCUAUUUUAUUCUUCAGGAAAUUAUAUUUGUUUUUCUUUUACAAGAGCACAACAGGAACCAAAGUAAAAGAGUAAUAGAUACAGCACUCAGGAUAAAUCAUAUCUUUAAAAUAAUAAGAAAAUUUACACCUUGUCCUAUAUCCUGUUAGUAUUUUCAUAAUAUGGCCAUGAUUGAAAAAGCAAGCAUUUACAAUUUUUUUGAUAAAGAUUUUUUAUGCCAGGAAUGGAUUAAUUGUCAACAAAAUUUUAUAAUAGGCUGAUGUAAAUCUUAUUUUGGUAACAUCAUAUCAUUAACAAAUUUUGGAAAUAGAUAAAAAUAUUGCCCCUUGAUAAUAAAUCUUUUUCUUUCUUUGAUGCAAACAGCUAGAACACCUUUUUCUUUUUUUGAUAUUCUAAGACAAAGAAAAUGGUUAAUCUUCAGAUUAAUAAAUUAGGACAUUAUAAUAAUAAAUUAAUUUUUUUUUUAAAGUUCAGCAAUCUCUGUCCAAGUAUUUACAACAAUACUUGAAAGUUCCUUUACAAAACAGAACACAUUUUCUUUUCACAUUAAGCAUACUGGGUAUCUGUGUCUUUCACAACAAGCAUUUUUAAAAGAAAAAAAAAAUGCACAAAUGGGUAAUUAGUAUAAAAGUGCUAAGAGCUGUUUGAAAAAAGUUAACACUAUAUUAUACAGUCAGUUAUAUUUGAGGCAAACUACAACAAACUUCCAGCUUAUUAUGGACAAUAUUCCAGUAGUUGUUUCAAACAGUUGUUUGAAGGAA